GUCAGUGCAGUACCCCAAAAAUUUAACUUAACUCUGAUGAAUUUCUAACAUAAAAAUGGAAAACAUCCUAGAGCCAAGCAGUUCCGAUGACAACAUGCCUUCGGAUAGCAAAAAGGAGUCGUUGCAGUCGUUGCUUUCCUCGGAGGACGACUUCUUCGACGGUCCACCGACCUCGUCGAUAAAAAUCGAACCAACUCAACUGCAGGAGGGAACCAUCUCUUCGUCGCCGCAUUACAUGCAGGGGGAUGACGAAUUUGAGGGCAUUAUCUUUCCGGCGAUCGGACGCGAAAGCAGCAGCACAUCCAUGAUCGUUAGUAAAGAGCAGAAAGAUCUCGACCGGGCCAAGCGAAAAGAGCUGAAAAGCAAGAAGGUCAUGGAGGAAGAGGAGUUGGAGAAGAUGCAGGUUCUGGUGUCCAACUUCACCGAAGAGCAACUGGACCGGUACGAGAUGUAUCGGCGAGCGGCAUUUCCCAAGGCGGCCGUCAAGCGACUAAUGCAAACCAUAACCGGCUGUUCGGUGUCGCAGAAUGUAGUCAUUGCGAUGUCCGGUAUAGCGAAGGUGUUUGUCGGCGAGAUGGUAGAGGAAGCGCUCGAUGUGAUGGAACGUACAGGCGAAACCGGAGCAAUACAACCCAAGUAUCUGCGGGAAGCUGUGCGACAAAUACGCGCCCGCGGCCAAAUUCCUAGCGGGCGGGGACACAAGCAGUUUUUCAAGAUGAACUGAUCAUCGUAUCUCUUUGAGUGCGUGAUUGGUUGUGGCUUAUAAUUAGUUUUGCGUAUUU
Molecule: messenger RNA, 782 nt
Organism: Ochlerotatus camptorhynchus
Lineage: Eukaryota; Metazoa; Arthropoda; Insecta; Diptera; Culicidae
Gene: Taf11
Product: TATA-box binding protein associated factor 11
Exons: 2
Coding region: 56-724 (222 amino acids)
Biological process (GO): transcription initiation at RNA polymerase II promoter; RNA polymerase II preinitiation complex assembly
Cellular component (GO): nucleus; transcription factor TFIID complex
Molecular function (GO): protein heterodimerization activity; transcription coactivator activity
Source: RefSeq, a predicted model, not a curated record